AUGCAUAUCCUGGUAGUCAAUGACGACGGUCCUCCCAACCAGCGCCUCUCGCCGUACAUCCGCCCGCUGGUCGCCCAACUCCAAGCCGCAGGCCACCUCGUGUCGGUCGCCAUCCCCGCCGCCUCGCGCUCAUGGAUCGGCAAAGCACACCUGAUCGAAGCCUCACUGAAAGCAAACUACGUGCAUCCCGAUGCAUUCCACGCCGAUGGAACAUGGGACGAGAACUUCCGAGCCCAACAUAAUGGAAACGGGCAAGAAGAGAGCGAAACACCCUCCGAUGAUGAGUGGGUGGUAAUCACCAACGGCACACCCGCCAGCUGCGCCCAGCUGGGCCUGUACAACCUCUUCGCCGAGCGCCCGCCCAUCGACCUGGUAAUCUCGGGCCCGAACCACGGCCGCAACGCUUCAACCAUCUACAACUUAUCCUCGGGGACGGUGGGCGGCGCGCUCGAGGCCGUGUUCUGCGGCAAGCGCGCCAUCGCCAUCUCGUUCGGCAGCAAGGAUCCGCAGCCUGCUGCGAUCAUUGCCGCCGCGGCCCGGCUGGCUGUCCGGGUGGUGAACCACCUCACUCGCCACUGGGACGCGCGCGUCGAGCUGUACAAUAUCAAUAUCCCCAUGCGCGAGGACGUCGAGUCUCGUCCGGUCUGUUAUACCCGUACCCUGCCUUACUACUGGUCCCGUGGCUGUUUGUAUGCGGAGACUGCUGCUUCAGAUAACACUGCGCCCAAGGCAUUGCUGAAUGGUGACGCUGCUACGAAUGGCCAUGCUGAGGCCAUGCACCCCACGGAGCGCCAUUUCAAGUGGUCGGCUGAUCUGUCGGAUAUGAAGAAGUCCCUGCAGGCAAGUGAGGAGGGCACGGAUGCUCAUACCGUGCUGAGUGGGUCGACAAGUGUGACUGCUCUCCGCGCGAAUUUCUGGCACGUCCCUGAUCUCGACGGGCCCUUGGAACUGGAUCCGUAA
Molecule: messenger RNA, 960 nt
Organism: Penicillium alfredii
Lineage: Eukaryota; Fungi; Ascomycota; Eurotiomycetes; Eurotiales; Aspergillaceae
Product: 5'/3'-nucleotidase SurE
Exons: 3
Coding region: 1-960 (319 amino acids)
Cellular component (GO): P-body
Molecular function (GO): hydrolase activity
Source: RefSeq, a predicted model, not a curated record